CGCGCGGGCUGCGCCCGAGUGCGGGCGGGCGGGCGACAGGCGGUGCGGCCAGCGGGCUCGAGCAGUGAACAGCAGCCGCGCGCCCCGCUGGGCUCCCGGGCACUGGCCCGGCUCCUGAGCGCUCCUGGGCAUUGGCUGUGCGGCUGACACUCAGAAGCCAGGACUCCCCACGCCUCCUACAACGCGCGCGCGCGGACGAGGUCCCCGAGGGAAAGGCUAUUCGGGGACCGCCGCACGACUGGCUGGAGAUCUAAGGGAGCAGAAAACACUCAAGCUGGAUUUUUAAGUCAUUGCACAUUAACAAUAAACCACAAGUUGCAAAAUGUGAUCCUGAGUAAAAUGCUUCUGAAAAAUUAGCUUCAAGCAACAGAGGAAAGAAAACUGGAGGGCCGUUUAAAACACUGGUCUAAAUCAAACUGUUCUUGUUGGAAAUUACAACUGGAAAGUUUCGCCUGGCUCUCAACAUACCCAAAUGAAAGGCACUGUCAACUCGUUUCCAACAGAGACCAGGAUUAUGUGAGAUUACCUGUUAUCUUAACAUGAUCACCAGGGGAGGGAACACAGAAGAGUAACUGAAGGACACAGGUCAAGAUGACUUCUGAAGAAAUGGCCGCUUCCGUCCUCAUCCCUGUGACUCAGAGGACAGUGGCUUCUGCCCAGUCGGCAGUGGGAGAGGACAAGAGUGAACAGGUCUCAGAUGCUGGUGUUCCAAAGGUACGCGCUGGCAGGCGCAGCGGCCAGAUCCCUCAGACCCUCUCACAGUGGAACAAGCCUGAGGCAGAGCCUUCUAGAAGCGAUUUGUCCCAGGUCCUCUCAAUAGCAACGGGAGGAAUAAUGAGUGAUGAGAACCACAAUGAACAGUGCUGGGAGCAAAACUUGCCAGAUUCUGUGAGAAACCGCACCAUUAACUGCAACAGCCUAUUGCAAAGUCACCAGUGUGACCCUCCUCGGAACCAGCUUCGUGGGGCCUGUGACUCUGUCGCAGAAGAGGGCCUGUGUUUGCAAACUGGAAUUUCUUCUCCACUGGAAAUGAAGGCAUUCCCUGGAAUUAAACUGGAAAUGGGUGAUCCUCCCAUGGAUGUGAGCCCUUUGGGAAACGAGCCUGGAAUCACAGAGACCAGCGGACCUCAGCCUGACAGCAACAUGGCAGUCUUUCAUUUCCGUUAUGAAGCGGACAGAACAAUGUCCAAUGCUUUCCAUUCCUUGUCAGAAAAAUUAAUUUUGGAUGACUGUGCAAACUACAUUGCUCUUCCUGGGGGGCAGCAGAAGAAACAUUACGAGGCGUAUACUUGUAAGCUAGUGGAACUGACCAAAGACUGUGGCAAUAAGAACGGGCAGCUGCAGUGCGAACAUUGCAGCUUGCUGCACAGCAAAUGCCUACGCUUUGAAAGCUCCUGCCCGCAGGCUGACGUGGGCUGCUCAGGGGCUGGAUUUUGCAGGGAGGGUUUCACUCACAAUCCACCUGCCAAGACUUGCCUGAGCCCUUUGGAGGAUUUCUCUGACAAUUGUGAAGACAUAGACGAUUUUUUGAAAAGCAAAAAGGAACGGUCCACUUUGCUAGUGAGAAGGUUUUGUAAAAAUGACAGGGAAGUGAAGAAGUCAGUGUACACUGGCACUAGAGCGAUCGUGAGGACCCUGCCUUCUGGCCGUAUUGGGCCAGCUGCUUGGAGCCAUGUGGAUCGGAAGAGAGCGAGGCUCUUAGGGUCUUGUGGGGAUGCAAUGGAACCUCUGUCAGCAAUGGAUGCAAGACCACGUGGGAGCCUAUGUCUGUCUGAAGCCCAGUGGUGUCUGCUCUACGGUGCCGUGAGAAGAGGAGAAGAAGCAGAAGCUACGGUUGGAUCUCUCCUGCGCUGCUCCAGACAGCUCCCCGCCUCCGAGACAGCCUGCGGAAGAAUUAGAGACGGCCCAUGCAUAAAACCAUGUGUACGAGACACCGAGUGUGAGUUCCGUGCCACCCCCCAAAGGACAUCCCUAGCUCAGUACAUCACUGGCUCUCUUCUGGAGGCCACCACCUCUUUAGGAGCAAGAAGUGGCCUUCUCAGUACCUUCGGAGGAUCCACUGGACGAAUAAUGCUGAAAGAACGCCAACCAGGCAUCUCUAUGGCCAAUUCCAAUACUGUUCCUUCAAGUUCAGCUGGCAUCAGCAAGGAGCUGCUUGAUCUCCAGCCCCUCAUUCAGUUUCCGGAGGAAGUGGCCAGCAUCCUGACAGAACAGGAGCAGAACAUUUACCGAAGGGUCCUGCCCAUAGACUACCUUUGUUUCUUAACCCGGGACUUGAGUUCCCCUGAAUGCCAGAGCUCCCUGCCCCGGCUCAAAGCAUCCAUCCUCACCUCUCAGAAUGGCGAGCACAAUGCCCUUGAAGACCUCGUGAUGAGAUUCAAUGAGGUGAGUUCCUGGGUGACAUGGCUGAUCCUCACAGCAGGCUCCAUGGAGGAGAAACGGGAAGUCUUCUCACAUCUGGUGCAUGUGGCCAAAUGCUGCUGGAACAUGGGCAACUACAAUGCUGUCAUGGAGUUCCUGGCUGGCCUCAGGUCAAGGAAAGUUCUGAAGAUGUGGCAGUUCAUGGAUCAGUCUGACAUUGAGACCAUGAGGAGCCUGAAGGAUGCCAUGGCCCAGCAUGAGUCUUCCCUGGAGUACAAGAAGGUGGUGACCCGUGCUCUGCACAUCCCUGGCUGUAAGGUGGUUCCCUUCUGUGGGGUGUUCCUGAAGGAGCUCUGUGAAGUGCUUGAUGGUGCCUCCAGCCUCCUGAAGCUCUGCCCACGGUACAGCUCCCAAGAAGAAGCUCUGGAGUUUGUAGCUGAUUACAGUGGGCAAGACAACUUCUUACAACGCGUGGGGCAGAAUGGCUUGAAGAAUUCAGAGAAGGAGUCCACGGUCAACAGCAUCUUUCAGAUCAUCCGGAGCUGCAGCCGAAGCUUGGAGAUGGAGGAGGAGGACAGCUCCAGCGAAGGGACUGGCUCCAGGAAGAACUCCUUGAAGGACAGGACCCGAUGGCAGUUUAUAAUUGGAGAUUUGCUGGAUUCUGAAAAUGAUAUCUUUGAGAAGUCCAGAGAAUGCGACCCUCAUGGAUCAGAUGAGUCGCAGAAGGCCUUCGACCACGGGACAGAGCUCAUCCCGUGGUACGUGCUGUCCAUCCAAGCUGAUGUGCACCAGUUCCUAUUGCAGGGGGCCACAGUCAUCCACUAUGACCAGGACACACACCUCUCUGCCCGCUGCUUUCUCCAGUUACAGCCUGACAAUAGUACCUUGACCUGGAUGAAGCCUCCCACCACCUCCCCGGCCGGUGCCAGACCCAAGCUUGGUAUGCUUAGCAAUAUGUCUGAACCUGGCAAGUUCCCAUCACUAGGCAAUGCUGGGCUGAGUGGCCUGGCCGAGGGAAUCCUGGAUCUGUUUUCGGUGAAGGCGGUGUACAUGGGACACCCAGGCAUUGAUAUACACACUGUGUGUGUUCAGAACAAACUGAGCAGCCUGCUUCUCUCCGAGGCUGGAGUGACCCUGCUCUAUGGGCUCCAGACCACCGACAAUAGACUCUUGCACUUUGUGGCCCCGAAGCACACAGCUAAGAUGCUUUUCAGUGGAUUGCUGGAACUCACGACAGCUGUGAGAAAGAUAAAGCGGUUUCCUGACCAAAGACAGCAGUGGCUUCGGAAACAGUAUGUCAGCCUCUAUCAGGAGGAUGGUCGGUAUGAAGGCCCAACCUUGGCUCAUGCUGUGGAGUUGUUUGGUGGCAGACGAUGGAACGCUAGAAACCCCAGCCCUGGAAUGUCAGCAAAGAAUGCUGAGAAGCCCAGCAUGCAGAGAAACAACACCCUGGGCAUAAGCACCACCAAGAAAAAGAAGAAAAUGCUCAUGAGGGGAGAGAGUGGAGAGGCAACUGAUGACGAGAUGGUGACCCGCAAGGCCAAGAUGUACAGGGAGUGUCGAAGCCGGAGCGGUUCUGAUCCCCAGGACGUGAACGAGCGAGAAGAGUUGGAAGCCAAUGUCAUCACCAACCCUCCCAACCCCCUCCAUUCCAGAAGAGCUCACUCUUUGACCACGGCUGGGUCCCCCAACUUGGCUACCGGGACGUCAUCUCCCAUCAGUGCCUGGAGCAGCAGCAGCUGGCAUGGGCGGAUCAAAGGAGGGAUGAAGGGUUUCCAGAGCUUUAUGGUUUCAGACAGUAACAUGAGCUUCAUUGAAUUUGUCGAGCUGUUCAAAUCAUUCAGUGUAAGGAGUCGCAAGGACCUGAAGGACAUUUUUGACAUCUACUCUGUGCCCUGCAAUCGGUCUGCCUCUGAGUCAGCCCCCCUGUACACCAAUCUGACCAUUGAAGAAAACACCAGUGACCUUCAGCCUGACCUAGAUUUGCUGACCAGAAACGUCUCAGACUUGGGGCUGUUCAUUAAGAGUAAACAGCAGCUUUCUGACAACCAGAGGCAGAUAUCCGAUGCCAUUGCAGCUGCCAGCAUUGUGACCAAUGGCACUGGGAUUGAGAGCACAUCCCUGGGCAUAUUCGGGGUUGGCAUACUCCAGCUCAAUGACUUCCUGGUGAAUUGCCAAGGAGAACACUGCACGUAUGAUGAAAUUCUCAGCAUCAUCCAGAAAUUCGAGCCUAGCAUCAGCAUGUGUCAUCAGGGCCUAAUGUCGUUUGAAGGAUUUGCAAGGUUUCUGAUGGAUAAGGACAAUUUCGCCUCACGAAAUGACGAGUCACAGGAGAGCAAGAAAGAGCUGCAGCUGCCCCUCUCGUACUAUUACAUUGAAUCUUCACACAACACCUACCUCACAGGCCACCAGCUCAAGGGGGAGUCCUCCGUGGAGCUCUACAGCCAGGUCCUCUUGCAAGGAUGCAGAAGCAUAGAGCUGGACUGCUGGGAUGGAGAUGACGGCAUGCCCAUCAUUUAUCAUGGACAUACACUGACGACCAAGAUCCCCUUCAAGGAAGUGGUGGAAGCCAUCGAUCGCAGUGCCUUCAUCACCUCUGACCUGCCAAUUAUCAUCUCCAUUGAGAACCACUGCUCAUUGCCUCAACAACGAAAGAUGGCAGAGAUUUUCAAGAGUGUGUUUGGAGAAAAGCUGGUGGCUAAAUUCCUAUUCGAGACCGAUUUCUCAGACGACCCAAUGCUUCCCUCACCUGACCAACUUAGGAGGAAAGUGCUUCUUAAAAACAAGAAGCUAAAGGCCCACCAGACGCCAGUUGACAUCCUAAAACAAAAGGCUCAUCAGUUAGCAUCCAUGCAAGCACAGGCUUUCACUGGUGGGAAUACCAACCCUACACCUGCCAGUAAUGAGGAAGAGGAAGAUGAAGAGGAUGAAUAUGAUUAUGAUUAUGAAUCCCUUUCCGAUGACAAUAUUCUGGAAGACAAACCUGAAAACAAAGUGUGUGCUGACAAGCUUCAGUUUGAGUACAAUGAAGAAAUCCCCAAGAGGAUAAAGAAAGCGGAUAACUCUUCUUGCAGUAAGGGAAAGGUGUAUGACAUGGAACUGGGAGAGGAGUUUUACCUCCCUCAGAACAAAAAGGAAAGCAGGCAGAUUGCACCGGAGCUCUCUGACCUCAUCAUCUACUGCCAGGCAGUAAAAUUUCCGGGCCUGUCAACUCUAAAUUCAUCUGGCUCUAGCAGAGGGAAAGAAAGGAAAAGCAGGAAGUCCAUUUUUGGCAACAAUCCUGGCAGAAUGAGCCCAGGGGAGACAGCAUCAUUCAACAGAACAUCUGGAAAAAGUGCCUACGAAGGAAUUCGACAAACCUGGGAGGAAUCAUCUCCACUCAGCCCAAGCACGUCCCUCAGCGCUAUCAUUAGAACUCCCAAAUGCUAUCAUAUCUCAUCACUGAAUGAAAAUGCCGCCAAACGUCUAUGUCGCAGGUAUUCUCAGAAACUGAUCCAGCACACAGCUUGCCAGCUGCUGAGGACCUACCCCGCGGCGACCCGAAUCGACUCAUCCAACCCCAACCCCAUCAUGUUUUGGCUCCACGGCAUACAGCUUGUAGCCCUCAACUACCAGACGGAUGAUCUUCCUUUACAUUUAAACGCUGCGAUGUUUGAGGCUAAUGGUGGCUGCGGUUACAUUUUGAAGCCCCCUGUCCUGUGGGAUAAAAGUUGCCCCAUGUACCAGAAGUUUUCUCCCCUAGAAAGAGACCUAGACAACAUGGACCCUGCUAUCUAUUCUUUAACUAUCAUCUCUGGCCAAAACGUGUGCCCCAGUAACAGCACCGGAAGUCCAUGCAUCGAGGUUGACGUCUUGGGCAUGCCGCUGGACAGCUGCCAUUUCCGCACAAAGCCCAUCCAUCGAAACACUCUUAACCCCAUGUGGAACGAACAAUUUCUCUUCCGGGUUCACUUUGAAGAUCUUGUGUUUCUUCGUUUUGCAGUUGUGGAAAACAACAGUUCAGCAGUAACAGCUCAGAGAAUCAUUCCACUCAAAGCUUUAAAGCGAGGUUAUCGACAUCUUCAGCUGCGGAACCUCCACAAUGAAAUAUUGGAAAUCUCUAGCUUAUUCAUAAACAGCAGAAGGAUGGAAGAAAAUACCCCUGGCAGCAGCAUGCCAGCCUCUUUGAUGUUUAAUUCUGAAGAGAGGAAAUGUUCUCAGACUCACAGAGUCACCGUGCACGGUGUCCCGGGUCCAGAGCCCUUUGCUGUUUUCACUAUAAAUGGAGGCACCAAGGCAAAGCAGCUUCUCCAACAGAUUCUGGUGAUAGACCAAGACACCAAACUCACCGCCACAGACUGUUUUCUGAUGGAAGAGAAGCAUUUUAUUUCUAAGGAGAAGAAUGAGUGCAAGAAACAACCAUUCCAGAGAGCGGUGGGUCCAGAAGAAGAUCUCGUGCAGAUUUUAAACAGCUGGUUCCCAGAAGAAGGCUACGUAGGCAGGAUCGUCUUAAAGUCCCAACAGGAAACCCUAGAAGAGAAAAGCAUUGUCCAAGAUGACAAAGAGGUGGUCUUGAGCUCAGAAGAGGAGAGUUUCUUUGUCCAAGUUCAUGAUGUCUCUCCAGAGCAACCCCGGACCGUCAUCAAAGCCCCCCGGGUUAGCACUGCACAGGAUGUCAUUCAGCAGACGUUAUGCAAAGCCAAAUAUUCCUACAGCAUCCUGAACAACCCCAACCCAGGCGACUAUGUGCUUUUAGAAGAGGUGAUGAAAGAUGCACCCAAUAAGAAGUCUUCUACUCCAAAGUCCUCACAGAGGAUCCUUUUGGACCAAGAGUGUGUGUUUCAAGCCCAAAGCAAGUGGAAAGGUGCAGGGAAAUUCAUCCUGAAGCUAAAGGAGCAGGUUCAGGCAUCCCGAGAAGAUAAAAGGAGGGGCAUCUCCUUUGCAAGUGAACUCAAGAAACUCACUAAGUCCACUAAGCAGCCCCGAGGACUCACCUCGCCUCCUCAGCUUGUGGCCUCAGAAAGUGUCCAAGUCAAGGAGGAGAAACCUGUGGGUGCCUUGUCCCCCAGUGACGCAGUGGGUUACCAGCAGUGACAGAGGGCAGCGUGUUUGACCCAGGUAUAUUAAGGUGAAGAUCCUUGGUGAGAAGCGCCGAAGAAUGAACAUGGUGGAGAAAACAUACUUUACUUCCAUCAAAUGGAAACUGGAAAGUGAUGGUUUCUCAACUCCUGCCCUCUUCACACCUGAUGUGAGGAACGCGACGGGGAGGACAAGCCGAGUGGCACGGGGCUGCCAACCGAUUUCCUGAGGAAUGGAGCAAGGACACCCAGGGCAUUGCACAGAUGUUACAGGUGGAAAAGCCAGGCCCAGGCUUAAGGCAACCAGCGUCAUCUGUAAAGGGACAGGCGGUACACAUUUUAGGGUCGGGGCCAUACAGCUUCGGGUGGCUUCGACUCAGUUCUGUCACAGGAGUGCAAAAGGCAGCUGCGGACAACAGGUACAAGAAUGAACAUGACUGAACAACAGAAUUCUAUUUAUGGACACAUGACUUGGAAUUUCAUAUCAUUUUCACAUAUCAUAAAUCUUUCAAGUGUUCCAACCACUUAAGAUUGUAAAAGCUAUUCUUAAGGUUAAGGGUCAUACAAAAACACAUGACUUUGGCCCAAGGACCAGCUGGCUGACCCAACAUGGAGAACUGGGAACCAGAGGCACAGUGAUCGGAAAACCUUGAGAACUGGCCAUAGGUUUAAUGAGAGGUGGAAGUCUAGGGCAUUGGAAAUGUAAAUGUGUCCUGUAAGGUUUGUUAACAAUUAUUCAAAUUAGUUCCUAUAUUGUGUACCAAGGUGCACUCUUUAGGCUGCCUUUUUGCAAAUAGAAACGUUCUUUUUUUUUCAAAAGCUAUUAUUCAUAUGCCCACGGAUUGUUCCAUUUUCAGUUCUCACAAAAUGAAUUUAGAAUGAUGUACAAUUUAAUAUCUACUGAAUUGUGAUGUCUUAAUAAGAUUAAUCAUUUUUAAAAAGCAAAAGCAGACUAAGUUGAUGUUUAAAGUAGAUUUAUUUAUUUUGCAAUGUUUGUACUGACACUGUACUUGUGUAUUUAUUAGACAUAGCUUUCUUGAUAUUGCUAUGGGUUACAAGCAUUACUGGUUCAAUCUAUUUUAAGACAUCCUAAAAAUAAAACAUUUGAACAUGAAACGUGGGCUAGACAUCUAGUGCAAUGGCAUAUGAUUUACUGAAGAGCCACGAAUCCGAGUCACACUUGUCAUCUGAUGUAAAUUAUUUAUAAAACUGUCCAUCACAAAACUGUCAACUAGCUGGGCAGUUGUGGUGCACACCUGAAAUCCAAGCGCUUAAGGCAGAGGCAGAGGCAGGUGGGUCUCUCUGAGUUUCAGGCCAGCCUGAUCUACAAAGUAAGUUGCAGGACAGCCAGAACUGUUACAAAGAGAAAUCCUGUCUCAAAAAACAAAACAAAACAACAACAACAAAGUCAACUAAGUGUGAUGGAUUCUUCUCAUUCUUGAAAUGAUGCAAAUUGUGACUUACCAGACUGAAAUACAUGUUCCUUCAGAAUAAAGCCUACAUUUUAUCUUUUUAUUGGCAUUGUUCCAUUUGAAGACAUUUUUCUUCAAAUUAUAAAGCACACUAAAAAUCCUGA
This is a messenger RNA of Arvicola amphibius (Eurasian water vole), 8994 nucleotides long. It is a transcript of the gene Plce1, whose product is annotated as phospholipase C epsilon 1. Gene Ontology annotation, molecular function: guanyl-nucleotide exchange factor activity; phosphatidylinositol-4,5-bisphosphate phospholipase C activity. The record is from RefSeq and is a predicted model, not a curated record. The transcript has 33 exons. Bases 592 to 7434 code for a protein of 2280 amino acids. Lineage: Eukaryota; Metazoa; Chordata; Mammalia; Rodentia; Cricetidae. Gene Ontology annotation, biological process: small GTPase-mediated signal transduction; phosphatidylinositol-mediated signaling; lipid metabolic process.